This is a messenger RNA of Triplophysa rosa, 2522 nucleotides long. RefSeq lists its product as uncharacterized. Gene Ontology annotation, biological process: proteolysis. The coding region runs from base 75 to 1865 and encodes 596 amino acids. The record is from RefSeq and is a predicted model, not a curated record. Lineage: Eukaryota; Metazoa; Chordata; Actinopteri; Cypriniformes; Nemacheilidae. The transcript is spliced from 10 exons. Gene Ontology annotation, molecular function: serine-type endopeptidase activity.
GGAGGACCGGGGGUGUGUGGAAAACAGGUUAACAGGGAUAUUUAAAGUGCAGGAGUCUGGAACUGUUGUCAGAGAUGAUGAGGAUGUUUCAUGCCUUGAGUACUGUGUUUGCUGUCACUCUCCUAGUGAGAGGGUGUGAUGCACAACUUGAAGCCAUAUGUGGCAGACCUUCUGUCUCCAGUCGAAUAGUAGGGGGACAGAAUGCUGUUGCUGGUGCAUGGCCAUGGCAGGUCAGUCUUCACAGCAAUGGCCACUUCUGUGGUGGGUCACUCAUUAACAACGAGUGGGUCCUGACAGCAGCUCACUGCUUUACUGGAAGUUUGACCAAUAAUGUGAUCGUGUACCUGGGCCGACAGACACAGUCAGGUCCAAAUCCCAAUGAGGUGAACAGAACUGUCUCUCAAAUCAUAAAUCAUCCGAACUUCAAUAGCCCAACAAAAAAUGACAACGACAUCUCUCUUCUGCGUCUGUCCUCGCCCGUGAUUUUUACUGAAUUUAUAAAACCGGUCUGCCUGGCAGCGGCAGACAGCACGUUCUUCAACGGCACAUCAAGUUGGGUAACUGGAUGGGGAAAGAUUGCCACUAAUGUUGCUCUGGCUGGAACAACACCUCUACAGGAAGUCGAAGUGCCUAUCAUUGGAAACAGGAUGUGCACCUGCCUUUAUAGCAAAGAGUCAACAAUAACAAACAACAUGAUCUGCGCUGGACUAAUACAAGGAGGGAAAGACUCCUGUCAGGGUGACUCAGGUGGACCUAUGGUCAGCAAACAGAACUCGGUCUGGAUCCAGUCUGGGAUUGUGAGCUUUGGCAACGGGUGUGCUUUGCCUAAGUUUCCCGGUGUGUAUGGAAGAGUUUCUAUGUACCAGAGUUGGAUCAAACAACACAUCACCACCAACCAGCCAGCCUUUGUUAAAUUCACCUCCAGCGGUACUGAUAGUGAUCUGAGCGCGAGCUGUUCUAUAGUACCUGCCAUUACAACUACUCCCACUGUGAUGACUACAGCUGCACCUGUGGUGUGCGGAAGAGCCCGACUGAACACUCGUGUUGGAGGAAGCAGCUCCCUCGCAACUUCUGGCACGUGGCCUUGGAUGGCCAGUCUGCAGUUCAACGGCAGUCAUGUCUGUGGAGGAACGAUGGUCGCUCAGCGGUUUGUCAUGACCUCUGCUAGCUGCUUCUCUAGAUCUACCAAUGCCUUCAACUGGACCGUGGUCCUGGGCCGUCUGAAUCAGAAAGGUACCAACACCAAUGAGAUCUCCGUACAAGUUGCAAACAUCGCGAUCAGCAAUGUGACGGGUGAAAACGUUGCUAUCGUGUAUCUGGCCAGCGCCCCCAAGCUCUCCGAUUUCAUUCAGCCCCUAUGCGUGGACAUGGGGGACAGCAGCUUCAGCGUGAAUACAUCGUGCUGGGUGGCAGGCUGGGGCUCAGGAUCAGGAGGAGCUGACCAAACACUUCAGGAAUUAAGAACCACUAUUGUGAAUUGUGGGAACUCUUCAAGUAACAGUAUUUGUACAACUUCCUUUACCUUACAGGAGGGUGAUCAGGGGGGUCCUCUGAUGUGUAAGCUGGGUGUGUCAUGGAUCCAGGCCGCCGUUCUAUCGAUACCAACCAGCAGCAGUAACACAAGCUCCAGUAACAGCACUGCAACACGCCUGUCAAUAGAUAUGCAGAUCUUUACUAAAGUCUCGACCUAUGCAACCUUCCUGAGAUCUGUGGUGGGUUCUUUCCCCCCGAAAGAAACAAACACUGCAAGUGUCUCUCUAGCCACCACCUCUUCCACCAAUGGCUUACAGUCAACCUUUUCCUUGUGUUUUACCACUGUUCUCUUGUUUUCACUUACGGCUCUCCAGAUCUUUUAUCAAAGCUGAGGUUAGUAAGGUCUGGGUAGAAGUAUUUGCCUGAAAUGUGACUGUAAACUAAAAUUAAUAAUUUACAAAUUAACCUGACUGAUUAACUUCUGUUAAUGACUUAUUCAUUCUUGGGUUGAGAGCCCAUUUUUCUUUUUCAUUAGCCGUAUGAGAGAGGUGACUAGAAAUGUUUUUCUAUUUGCACUGGCUAUAGGUUACACUGGCAGUCAUGUAAAACAAAUGCAAAUCUAAAAUCCCAACCAGAAAGAUAACCUUGUGCUGUCAGCUCAUCAUUGUAUAUACAUAUAUUUGCAUUGUAGCAUUGCUAAAGCAACCUUGCACUUUACGGAAAUGUACAGGUUUGAGUGGUUCAGUUUUAAUAGUUAUAACCGACUGCUGUAUAGCUUAUGAUUACCUCGAGCAGUACCACACCUGGGACAAGUUUUGGAAGUUUUGAUCGAAAUUAGAAUUAUUUUGUCACCAUAUUUUAUGAUACCAAAGAGAGUAUUUGAUUAUUGUAAACAUUUUUAUUGUCUUUUUCAUACAUGUGUGAUUUUUUAUUUAAAAAGCAGUUUUGUUAUGAUUAACCUAACCCUUCUUUUUUCCACACUUUUUUAAAUGUGAACAGUAAAGCAACCUGUAAGUUGUAAUCUUUUUUUGAUUGAAAUGACAAUAAAA